AUGGGUCAUCGUUGGGUGUCCGAACUCGCGGAUUUCAUAUUCGACAUAAAGUACCGCCCGGGGCGUAAUAACCAAGAUGCAGAUGCUUUGUCAAGGAUGCCUGUAGACUUGGCAAAUUACCGAGAAAGGUGCACGGAGGAGGUACCUAGUGAAAACAUUGUUGCGGAACUUGUGAUUCCACCGUCUGGUUCAUUCAGUAAACGCUCAAGGGACU
Messenger RNA from Paramuricea clavata, 214 nucleotides. The record is from the annotation of a GenBank genome assembly. NCBI's taxonomy places the organism in Eukaryota, Metazoa, Cnidaria, Anthozoa, Malacalcyonacea, Plexauridae.